Lodderomyces theae is the source of this 348-nucleotide messenger RNA. RefSeq lists its product as uncharacterized. Bases 1 to 348 code for a protein of 115 amino acids. The record is from RefSeq and is a predicted model, not a curated record. Lineage: Eukaryota; Fungi; Ascomycota; Pichiomycetes; Serinales; Debaryomycetaceae. The transcript has a single exon.
AUGACAACCACCUCACAAGACAACACGAGUGAAAAGAGGACAACUGGUGAUGCGGAAAAAGGCAAGCCCAAAGUGAAUUUUACUGACGGUGGCGUUGAAAACUUCAAAUUCUACCCCGAUGAUCCAAAGAAUCAUAGACACAAAUAUAAAUGGACCGCCAAGGAGGCUUCUAAAUUUUACGAUCCAUGCGAGGAGAGCAGGCAGGCGUCCAUGGAUUGCCUUUAUCGAAACCAGGAUGACAAGUACGUUUGCCAGGACUUUUUUGACGCUUAUAAGGAAUGUCGCAAAGAUUUCUUUAGGAAGAAGAGACAAGACAAGAUAGAUGGAAAGCCUGGAUGGGGAUGGUAA